AUGAUGGAGUCUAGGGUUCCCGUAUGCAACACGUGCGGCGAGGAGCUGGGCCUUGGUGCUGAUGGGGAGGUGUUCGUGGCCUGCCAUGAGUGCAAUUACCCGAUUUGCAGGCACUGUUUGGAUUAUGAGGUCAAGGAAGGGCGGAAUGCGUGCAUUCGCUGUGGCAGUCCGUAUGGUGAUGGGGGCGGAGUCGGAGCUGAAGAAUCCGGAAAUCAAUAUAUCGACGAGUCUGGGAAUCCAAUAUGGAAGAACAGAGUGGAAAGUUGGAAAGAAAAGAAAGCUAAAAAGAAGCGAACUGCAAAAAAGGAAAAGAAAGAAGCAGAAGUUCCUCCCGAGCAGCAAAUGGAGGACAAACCACAGUCUGCAGAUGCUUCACAGCCUCUCUCGAGAGUGGUUCCUCUACCAAGGACCCAAAUUACUUCGUACCGGAUUGUGAUCAUUAUGCGACUGAUAAUUCUGCUUCUUUUCAUCCACUAUCGUGUGACAAAUCCUGUUGAUAGCGCCUUUGGUCUGUGGCUCACUUCUGUUAUUUGUGAGAUCUGGUUUGCAUUCUCCUGGGUGCUUGAUCAGUUUCCUAAGUGGUCGCCUAUAAACAGAGACACAUAUAUCGACAGAUUAUCUGCUAGGUAUGAGCGUGAAGGAGAACCAUCUGAGCUAGCUGCUGUUGAUUUCUUUGUCAGUACUGUUGACCCAUUAAAAGAACCGCCUCUCAUAACGGCAAAUACUGUUCUCUCAAUCCUUGCCGUGGAUUAUCCGGUCGAUAAAGUCUCCUGUUAUGUAUCUGACGAUGGUGCAGCUAUGCUUACUUUCGAGUCUCUUGUUGAAACUGCUGAUUUUGCAAGGAAAUGGGUGCCGUUCUGCAAGAAAUUCUGCAUCGAGCCACGUGCCCCGGAGUUUUACUUCUCACAGAAGAUUGAUUACUUGAGGGAUAAAAUACAGCCUUCUUUCGUCAAGGAACGUAGGGCGAUGAAAAGGGACUAUGAAGAGUAUAAGGUGCGGAUAAAUGCUUUGGUGGCAAAGGCCCAGAAAACGCCAGAUGACGGCUGGACCAUGGCAGACGGAACACCUUGGCCUGGGAAUAAUACACGUGAUCAUCCUGGCAUGAUUCAGGUGUUUUUAGGCAAUACUGGUGCACAUGACAUUGAGGGAAAUGAGCUUCCUAGGCUGGUUUAUGUCUCUAGAGAAAAAAGACCUGGCUAUCAACAUCAUAAGAAGGCUGGUGCUGAAAAUGCUUUGAUAAGAGUAUCAGCUGUUUUGACAAAUGCACCAUUUAUCCUUAACCUUGACUGUGACCACUAUGUUAACAAUAGCAUGGCAAUCCGUGAGGCAAUGUGUUUCUUGAUGGAUCCUCAAGUAUGUGGAGAUGUAUGUUACGUGCAAUUUCCCCAGAGAUUUGAUGGUAUCGACAAGAGUGAUCGAUAUGCCAACCGCAACACAGUUUUCUUCGAUGUCAACAUGAAAGGAUUAGACGGUAUCCAAGGGCCUGUAUACGUUGGGACAGGUUGUGUCUUUAACAGGCAAGCCCUUUACGGCUAUGGGCCCACAUCACUUCCGACUCUACCCAAGACUUCAUCAUCAUCAUCAUCUUGCUCGUGGUGCUGUUGUUGCUGUCGUGGCAAGAAGCCCGCCAAAGAGAAAGACCUCUCAGAGCUUUACCGUGAUGCAAAAAGGGAAGAGCUUAAUGCCGCCAUUUUUAAUCUUAGGGAGAUUGAAAGUUAUGACGAGCACGAAAGGUCAUUGCUCAUCUCCCAAAUGAGUUUCGAGAAAACGUUUGGCUUAUCUUCUGUUUUUAUCGAGUCUACGCUUAUGGAGAACGGCGGAAUAGCCGAGUCUGCCAAUCCAUCUACUCUAAUUAACGAAGCAAUCCAUGUCAUCGGCUGUGGGUAUGAGGAAAAGACUGCCUGGGGUAAAGAGAUUGGUUGGAUAUAUGGAUCGGUCACGGAGGACAUUCUGACGGGUUUCAAAAUGCACUGCCGAGGGUGGAGAUCGAUUUACUGCAUGCCUUUGCGGCCCGCAUUCAAAGGGUCAGCUCCAAUCAAUUUGUCCGACAGGCUGCACCAGGUUCUUAGGUGGGCUUUAGGCUCGAUCGAGAUCUUCCUCAGUAGACACUGUCCCUUAUGGUACGGUUUUGGAGGGGGCCGCCUUAAAUGGCUCCAGAGGCUCGCGUACAUCAACACUAUCGUCUAUCCCUUCACUUCCCUCCCCCUCCUUUCGAACCUGGCAAGCAUCCUUUUCCUAGGCCUCUUCCUCUCCAUCAUCCUCACCAGCAUCCUCGAGCUCCGGUGGAGCGGUGUUAGCAUCGAGGCCUUAUGGCGAAACGAGCAGUUCUGGGUAAUCGGCGGCGUCUCGGCCCACCUAUUUGCCGUUUUCCAAGGCUUCCUCAAAAUGCUCGCCGGAGUCGACACAAACUUCACCGUCACCACAAAAGCCGCCGACGAUGCCGAGUUUGGGGAACUUUACGUGAUCAAGUGGACGACUGUUCUCAUCCCCCCGACAACAAUUCUCGUCGUCAAUAUCGUGGGCGUGGUUGCGGGAUUUUCUGAUGCCUUAAACAGUGGGUACGAGGCGUGGGGCCCGCUUUUCGGGAAAGUGUUUUUUGCUUUAUGGGUCAUUUUACAUCUCUACCCAUUCCUCAAGGGACUCAUGGGGCGGCAAAACCGAACCCCGACUGUUGUUGUUUUGUGGUCUGUGCUGCUGGCUUCUGUCUUUUCGCUCGUGUGGGUGAAAAUCGACCCGUUUGUUAGUGAUAACGGAGCAUCGGCUGCUGCGCAGAGCUGCAUCGCGNAUUUGAUGGUUUUGAAAAUUGUGAGGUUGUUUUGGGUUUUUUUUGGGUGUGUGUGUGAUGAGAUGAUGUGAUUUGUAAGGUAUAAUGAAGAUUUUAUGUAACUUGUAAUGAAGUCUAUUCUGCUGCAAAAGUUCAGCUGGGGUCAUGUUCUAUGAUCGUCAUGCAUUGCUUUGUUUCAAGUGUUGCUUUUUCCGGGUGAAAAAUAAUUACUCGAAAUAGUGAUAUGGGGUCUCACCGUCGGUCACAUAUCAAUGCAGUAUAUUUGUAAUUACAAUAAUGUUGAUGAAUUUUUAAAUUUAGUAAGUUUAGCACUAUAGCCCAUUUUCAAACAGACAUUGAAAUUUGCGUUGACUAAUUGACUUACAGUCUUCACGGAAUUGAAUUGUAUUAUACUUCUUGAAAUGAGUAUACACG
This is a messenger RNA of Striga asiatica, 3199 nucleotides long. Lineage: Eukaryota; Viridiplantae; Streptophyta; Magnoliopsida; Lamiales; Orobanchaceae. The record is from the annotation of a GenBank genome assembly.